This is a messenger RNA of Oryza brachyantha (malo sina), 2361 nucleotides long. Its product is annotated as UDP-glucose 6-dehydrogenase 4. The record is from RefSeq and is a predicted model, not a curated record. The transcript has 2 exons. Bases 226 to 1668 code for a protein of 480 amino acids. Gene Ontology annotation, biological process: glycosaminoglycan biosynthetic process. Gene Ontology annotation, cellular component: cytosol; nucleus. Gene Ontology annotation, molecular function: NAD binding; UDP-glucose 6-dehydrogenase activity. Lineage: Eukaryota; Viridiplantae; Streptophyta; Magnoliopsida; Poales; Poaceae.
CUUCAGUCAGCGGCGUCCGGCGGGCUCCGCCGCCGCCAUCCCCCCAGGCUCCCCACGCGGGUUUGGGCAGGGAGCGCGUGUCCUCAAAUCUCCCCAUUCCCGGCGGAGGCACAGCCAGCAUUGCCCCUCCCCCACGCCUGCGAUAUUCGCGCGUUCGUGGCCGGUGACUGCGAGCGGCCCAGUGGUUUACGCGACCCAGCUCAUGUUCAGUACUAAACAGAGAAGAUGGUGAAGAUCUGCUGCAUCGGAGCUGGCUAUGUCGGCGGUCCAACCAUGGCUGUCAUUGCCCUCAAAUGCCCAGCAAUUGAGGUGGCAGUUGUUGACAUUUCUAAGCCUCGCAUUGAUGCCUGGAACAGUGACCGGCUCCCGAUCUAUGAGCCUGGUCUUGAUGAGGUUGUGAAGGAGUGCAGGGGCAGGAACCUCUUCUUCAGCACUGACGUUGAGAAGCAUGUUGCGGAGGCAGACAUUAUAUUUGUAUCUGUCAACACCCCCACCAAGACCCGUGGCCUCGGAGCAGGGAAGGCUGCUGACCUCACCUACUGGGAGAGUGCUGCUCGGAUGAUUGCCGAUGUCUCCAAGUCUGAUAAGAUCAUUGUUGAGAAGUCCACUGUCCCUGUCAAGACUGCAGAGGCAAUUGAGAAGAUCUUGACCCACAAUAGCAAGGGGAUCAACUACCAGAUCCUCUCAAACCCGGAGUUCCUUGCGGAGGGCACGGCAAUCGAAGAUCUGUUCAAGCCUGACAGAGUGCUCAUUGGUGGCCGGGAGACUCCUGGGGGCAAGAAGGCUGUUCAAGCUCUCAAGGAGGUUUACGCCCACUGGGUUCCUGAGGACAGGAUUAUCACCACCAAUCUGUGGUCUGCUGAGUUAUCCAAGCUCGCAGCCAAUGCGUUCUUGGCCCAGAGGAUCUCCUCUGUGAAUGCCAUCUCAGCGCUAUGUGAGGCCACUGGUGCCAAUGUGUCUGAGGUGGCUUACGCUGUGGGGAAGGACUCCAGGAUCGGCCCCAGGUUCCUGAACGCUAGUGUUGGCUUUGGUGGCUCCUGUUUCCAGAAGGACAUCCUGAAUCUUGUGUACAUCUGCGAGUGCAAUGGCCUCCCUGAAGUGUCCAACUACUGGAAGCAGGUCAUCAAGAUCAAUGACUACCAGAAGAGCCGGUUUGUCAACCGUGUCGUGUCCUCCAUGUUCAACACUGUCUCCGGCAAGAAGAUCGCCGUCCUUGGCUUUGCGUUCAAGAAGGACACCGGUGACACCAGGGAGACACCGGCCAUUGAUGUGUGCCAUGGCCUGCUGGGUGACAAGGCUCAGAUCAGCAUCUAUGACCCACAAGUCACUGAGGAUCAGAUCCAACGGGACCUCGCCAUGAGCAAGUUCGACUGGGACCACCCGAUGCACCUGCAGCCAACUAGCCCUACCGCGUUUAAGCAGGUGAGCGUGGUCUGGGAUGCAUAUGAAGCCACCAAGGGAGCCCAUGGCGUCUGCAUCCUCACUGAGUGGGAUGAGUUCAAGACCUUGGACUACCAGAAGAUCUUUGACAACAUGCAGAAACCUGCAUUUGUGUUCGACGGACGCAACAUGGUCGAUCCCGAGAAGCUCAGGGAGAUUGGCUUCAUCGUCUACUCCAUUGGCAAGCCGCUUGAUGCAUGGCUCAAGGACAUGCCCGCAGUUGUGUAGUAGUUUUCUGUAUACCUGAAGGGCUAUGUUGGAGCUGAAGAAAUUCGACGAGAAAGAGGAACUGGUUGACCAUCAUUGGUUAUAGUUCAAAUUAUUUUACAUGAGAUGCUACCGACUACCGACAUUAAGUUGGGUUCUAUUAGUAUCUCUGAAGUUUUCCGUGCUUGCACAUUUGUAGAUCUGAAAUCCUCCAGCCUUUUCUGUUGUCUUUUUCCUUGUAUCACAUGAAAUGCUUACAGCCAGCCUGACUUUUAUUCUUUUAUUGUAUUCCCAAGUCGGUACAGAUUAAUGAUGCUUUUUUUUUUGCCAAAUAACAGCAGCCUUAUUUGCUCAUUUCAUAUUUUCAUUGCAAUUUGCCUGUAUGCAGUAAUCGUAUAAAAGGAUGGAGGUUUUGGAUUCAUCGAACUUUUGAUGCUGCCUUUCUUCCGAGUGCCAGAGAUUCAGUGAACGGAGAAGAGAGCUGGCUGGAGAUGGCCAAGUGCCAGAGCCACAAACCAACUCAGCUUCCUCCAGUAUAAUGUGAAGUUUGUUGCAUGGUGUUCCGUUUCUUGUGCUGCUGCAAUCUCGCGGACCAUUUCUGUCUGCUCAAUUGGUUCUGAAUUUGUGAUCAGAAAAGCCACUGGAAUAUUGGGCCUUGUUUAGUUCCCAAAAUUUUUCUCCAAAAACAUCUUAUCGAAUUUUUGACACCUAAAU